This is a messenger RNA of Lachancea thermotolerans CBS 6340, 519 nucleotides long. Its product is annotated as KLTH0B07524p. Lineage: Eukaryota; Fungi; Ascomycota; Saccharomycetes; Saccharomycetales; Saccharomycetaceae. The coding region runs from base 1 to 519 and encodes 172 amino acids. The transcript has a single exon. The record is from RefSeq and is a predicted model, not a curated record.
AUGCACCAUAACAAAGAUAAAUCUUCUGAAGCUCGUUUUUCCUACUUGCAGCUCGCUGUGGGCCCUAUAAAAGGCUCGGCGGCUAAAGAACGUCAGCAAGGUAAUCUGACUUCGGACGGGCAGAAAAGGGAAGAACAUAACGCCACAGAGCAAGCUAGCAUUCGUGAUGGAAAGCAAGCGUCCGGCCUUGAACCAAACCGAGAAGGGAGGCGCAAAGUGCAGGCCUGGGGCGGGUCGAAAAGUAAAAAGACGAGGUCUCAGGAAUUCAUGUUCAAGGAAAUCAGAAAAGACCCCGCAGACUCAUCCAUACUUGUCGAUCCAAAUUCUGAUAAAUUGGAGAGCGCGCAAGCCCAGCUUCAGCUUCUAUUCGACGACCUUGCCGGGGACCGUGAAGGCUCCGCAGCGCGCCAGCAAAGCACGAUCGCGAAAAUGCAGACAGACUUCAACAAAAUACAGCACUGCGAAAUAGAUCCGCGUGAGCUCGACUCAGCUCCGUCUUACAGCUCUGCUAGAUAUUGA